UGAAAGCAUGUCAGCCUGUGCAGACAUCACCUGUGGGAGGGUUUUAAAACGGCAUGAAUGAGUGUCUCACCUGCAAACAUUAUUGUCAAAAACUUUUCACUGAGAGGUCUGGCCAGGUAGCUCCUGAACUGCGCAAUAUUUUUGAUUCGAUGAGACAAUGGACAAACAGGACUUUCGCGAAGAGAAACUGGACAUUGUGGAUCUAACUAGGGACUCGUCCUCGACCAUGUCUAAAGGCUACGCAGACAUUUCACACAGCGACGCGAACGCUGAGGAUGACACUGACGCGACGAGAGUGGGUCAGUUAGAGAAGCCCCCAUACUCUUACGUUGCUCUCAUUGCCAUGGCCAUUAAGGAUAGCCGAGAGAAGAGAUUGACCCUAAGCGGAAUUUAUCAGUUCAUCAUCUCCACGUUCCCCUACUACGAGAAAAACAAGAAGGGGUGGCAGAACAGUAUUCGGCAUAACCUCAGUCUCAACGAGUGCUUUGUGAAAGUGCCCAGGGAAGGUGGAGGUGACAGGAAAGGGAAUUUCUGGACUUUGGAUCCUACAUUUGAGGACAUGUUUGAAAAAGGGAACUACAGACGUCGGAGAAGGGUGAGGAGACCGUACAGACCUGCUACCGUUCCUUACAUUCCCGGGAACACCUGCAUUGACUAUCCGGAGCCCUUAUACCUGCAGCAGAAACCUGUCUACGUACAAACGCCGUUUGUCAAUAACCCCUGGACCCUCUCCCAGCCAAAAUCACCUCAAGCCACCUCAUACAGUUACCCACAGCCGCAAUCCAUCAACGGACACGCAUGCCCUCUGUCUCCAAAUGGAUACACCAGCUCCCCGGUCACAUACUACCACAACCAUCAGUUUCACGCCACCUACAGUGCUUACCACCGACACGCGUCCGUCAUGGUGCCACACAAUGGAUACCCUUACGGUGGGAUGAGCCAGCCUAGUUUGAGCCCCAGCGGUAGCUCGACUUCUACGAGCUACCCCCAGUUUUCCUAUGCUAGACAACCAGAAAUGUCACUUCUGCACCCAUUUGAGUAGGCUGGAGAUGUUGGGCCAAGGUUUGAAAAUGUUUGAAUGGAUGUUUUUUUACUAUUUCGGUUGUCAUUUGUUAAAAAAAGUAAUAGUUGUGCAAAUCUAGACAGCUCGUUGUUUUGUUAUGUGAUAGGAUUUUAAUACGGAGUAUUACUCCAGUGUUUAAUCACAUUUGUACCGAAGUAUUGCAACCCGUUUAGUUUUUAAAAAUAUGUUUAUGUAUUCAAUACCGAGAUUUUCUCCAGAGUUUAAUCAGUUGGAUCGAAUUACUGCAAUCCGCUAGUUGUGUUAAUAUGUUUAUGUAAAAAGGUAUUCGGAUAUACAUGCAGUUAUAGUGACUAUUAGUGUUGCAACAUUGGACAUUCAAGGUUUUCUGCAGGUCAGAGCGGAAUACGUAGGGCCUGGCUUUAGUAUUUCCCACCCCACAAAACUGUUAAGAAAUAGAUCCGAUCACGCGUUAUUACAGGUAAACAACGUCUAUAGGCUUAUUGUUAAUGUUAUUUAUUUCAUAUAUUUUUUAAAUCAAGUACGUUUUAAGUUGGAAGGUAAUCCUACAAAAAAAUCUUUAAAGCAUCUGAGUUCACUGAAUGUUUUUAUUUCAAUAAAUGUUAUUUUUGCAUAGA
Messenger RNA from Esox lucius (northern pike), 1659 nucleotides. It is a transcript of the gene foxl2l, whose product is annotated as forkhead box L2-like. Gene Ontology annotation, molecular function: RNA polymerase II cis-regulatory region sequence-specific DNA binding; DNA-binding transcription factor activity, RNA polymerase II-specific. The coding region runs from base 158 to 1042 and encodes 294 amino acids. The record is from RefSeq and is a predicted model, not a curated record. Gene Ontology annotation, biological process: cell differentiation; regulation of transcription by RNA polymerase II; anatomical structure morphogenesis. The transcript has a single exon. Lineage: Eukaryota; Metazoa; Chordata; Actinopteri; Esociformes; Esocidae.